GCGUUGCAUUAUUUCCGGUGUAAACAAGACUUCGAGCGAGGUGGGAAUCCUGGGCAGUUAUUUAUUUUUCGAUCUUGAGAACAAUGCAAAUGAAGUUGUCAUUUAUGAAGAUACAUUUAUUGCAAGAUGCACUUGAUUAAACAGCCUACAUAGAGAAAAAUAACCAGACUUGGUUUGAAAAUGAGAAAUCAAGACACUGAUCUUGUACACACAUUCAGCUUUAACGUGACUGAAAUGAAGUCUUUGUUUGCUACAUGUACAUGUGGCUUAUUUCUUUUUAAAUACUAAAAAAGGAGUACUUGUAUAACCAUGCAGGACAACCACGAGAAAGAUCUACCUCUAUUUUCUAAUGCCAAAGACAUCCAUGUUAAACACUACAUCUUGGACUUAACAUGUGAUAUGCCUGCUAAGACAUUCAGGGGCUCAAUCACAUUGUUUUUGACUCCACUGAAACAAGGUGAUUCCUGUAAAAGAUACAUGAGUCAUGGAGUUAAUGCUUUAGGAUCUACACACUUGAAGCCUGCAGAAGAAGACAUAGUAACUGGCACUUCAAGUAUGGAUACUACAACUCAGGAGUCUACCAGCACCCCCAGUAUGUGUUCCUCAUGUACUGUUAUAUUACCAUGCUGCACAAAGGAUUUUGAUUCCAAUAAACUAGAUGUUAGCCAUUAUGAUAACUCAGGGCAUUCAUAUACCUCGUGUGAACCUCAGGUUGAUGUUAUGAACACAGUUCUACAGGGAAAAACCAGUCAGGUAGUUGUACAGGACAGAGCACUGGGUGACACACAGGGUUUUGGCAACACUUCCACAGAUCCUUAUGCAAAUAUGUGUCAUAGAGCUCCACAAAUGCAACACAGGCUUAGCCAGACAGAUGUUACUAAUAUACAGCCCUUCCAGUUAGUUCUGGACUGUUGUGACAUCAGCAUUGUGAGUGUUUCUGAGAUCCACUCGUCUCAGUAUCACCACCUGAUCUGUAAUGCCGAGAACACACACAAGAACUAUACAGAGUACAGUGAACUAUGUCGGCAUUGUCAUGGGAAUAACACUACGAGCCCCCUUCACUUCUCUGUUGAAAAAUGGUGUGUUAGAAUUUGGAAAGAUGGUGUCACGUCUUGUGGUGAUUUUCCUAGGGUUGUGAAGAUUAACUACGCAACUUCUCCAGCUGGUUUGUCUUUAAAAUGGACUUAUGAUAUCUUCCCCUAUAAAAACUUGAGCUCAUCCAUCAGCUCCCAGCAUUCAGCUGACUCUAGUUGGAAGAAAACACCAUGUUCAGCAUGCCAACCACUGCCUUGUGUAUUUACCCCUGGCACUUGGGUAAACAACAGAUCAUUCUUCCCAUGCCAAGAUGUCCCUGGUGCCAUGUCAACAUGGCAGGCAAUGAUCCAUGUGUCUGAGCCCAUGGUGGUCCUGAUGACUGGGGAGGAAGAUGGUGUGGUCACACAAGGUCAAAAUGGUCAGAUGGUGUACUACUUCCAGUCUAGUAUGGUACUCCCCAGCUCCACACUUGCCAUUUCUGUGGGACACUGGGAAUGUGUACUGAUAUCAAAUGCUAUGGAAGACACUGUGAGAAGUACAUAUGUUCCUGAAUUCUGCUGCCAUGAUAAUGGAGAGUCUUGCACAGUUCACUUCUCACCCAGCCCUAUCCUGCCCUGCAGACUCUAUGCACCACCAUCACUUCUCAGCCAGGCUCAGGCUCAGUUCAAACAAUACAUUCCUAAGUGUCUUGAGGCAGCUUCCAAAUUGCUAGGGCCACAUCCCUUUAGGAAACUGGACAUACUGAUUGUACCACCAGGGUUUGCUAGUCUUGGGAUGGCAAGUCCAAACCUGAUGUUCUUGUCCCAGUCUAUGUUGUCUUCAGAUGGAAGCAUGAACAUCAGAUUUGCCCAUGAAGUAAGUCACUCCUGGUUUGGACUGGUGAUAGGAGCCAAAGACUGGACUGAGGAAUGGCUCAGUGAAGGAUUUGCAACUUAUAUGGAGGAUUUUAUUCAUGGACUUGCAAUAGAGUGGACAGAAGAAUUACAGAGAGAUUAUUCAGAGCUGAGAGCAUUGUUAAGAUACAGAACACUUUCAGCAGAGAUGGAAAUCACUGAAGAUGAGUUGCAAACUCUGAGGCCAGCACAUGGAAUUGAAGUGAAGGAUCCUGUUACAGAUGUUUCUUUUGUGAAAAAUGGGCUAAAUUUUGACAAGGGCUUUACACAGGUGCACUAUUUGAAGGGAUAUUUUCUUCUGCGUCAUUUGGCCAGUCUAGUUGGAACUGCCAAAUUCAACAAUAUGUUAAAGUUGUAUGUUAUGAAGUUUCAUGGGCAGCUUGUUUCCUCUCAGGACUUUCUAGAGUAUGUAUUUACAACUUUCCCUGAACUUAAUAAUAAGGGAUUAACUAUUGAAUCUAUAUACAAGGAAUGGCUGGAUCACCCAGGAAUGCCAAAGCUCUAUGCACCACCAUCACUUCUCAGCCAGGCCCAGGCUCAGUUCAAACAAUACAUUCCUAAGUGUCUUGAGGCAGCUUCAGAAUUGCUAGGGCCACAUCCUUUUAGGAAACUGGACAUACUAAUUGUACCACCAGGGUUUGCUAGUCUUGGGAUGGCAAGCCCAAACCUGAUGUUCUUGUCCCAGUCUAUGUUGUCUUCAGAUGGAAGUAUGAACAUCAGAUUUGCCCAUGAAGUAAGUCACUCCUGGUUUGGGCUGGUGAUAGGUGCCAAAGACUGGACAGAGGAAUGGCUCAGUGAAGGAUUUGCGACUUAUAUGGAGGAUUUUAUUCAUGGCCUUGCCACAGAGUGGACAGAAGAUUUACAGAGAGAUUAUUCAGAGCUGAGAGCAUUGUUAAGAUACAGAACACUUUCAGCAGAGAUGGAAAUCACAGAAGAUGAGUUGCAAACUCUGAGGCCAGCACAUGGAAUUGAAGUGAAGGAUCCUGUUACAGAUGUUUCUUUUGUGAAAAAUGGGCUAAAUUUUGACAAGGGGUUUACACAGGUGCACUAUUUGAAGGGAUAUUUUCUUCUGCGUCAUUUGGCCAGUCUAGUUGGAACUGCCAAAUUCAACAAUAUGUUAAAGUUGUAUGUUAUGAAGUUUCAUGGGCAGCUUGUUUCCUCUCAGGACUUUCUAGAGUAUGUAUUUACAACUUUCCCUGAACUUAAUAAUAAGGGAUUAACUAUUGAAUCUAUAUACAAGGAAUGGCUGGAUCACCCAGGAAUGCCAAAGCACCUGACAGGAUACCAGCCCAGAGAAUUGAACACACUGUACUCUACAUCAUUAGCUGAGGUAGAGAAAUGGAGAGAUUUAACUGCAAAGAUCAUGAGGUCAAAGAUAAAGAGAAAAGCCAAGAAGUCAAGGAAAUGUGAAGAAGUGACAUUAGAAGAAGAAAAACUUGAAACACAUCUGAUUGCAGACCAGAUUGUACUGAUAUUAGAACUACUGCUUGAAUUGGAUAAAAUGCCAGCUGAAACCUUGGAGAAACUGCAGGAGCACUAUUGUCUUCAAAGCCAAAAUGCAGAUGUAAAACACCGCUGGUGUGAACUAAUAGUGAAACACAAGCAUGUGGCUGGGUAUAGCCAUCUUCAGGACUUCUUAACUAAUCAUCAGGUAUUAAAGAGAAUAUGUUCAUUUUGUUCAUUUUAUUUUACAUGUACGUUUGCUCAUUCAGCUAGGGAUGCCACAACAAUGAUUCUGAUUGAGAAACCAGGUCUUUUUUUCCAGAAAAAUACAUUCCAAGCAAUGGGAGUGUACUUGUAUGGAGAAUGCAUCAUUUCGGGUUCAAAAAGAUUGGAACGUCUGGCUCGUACCUGCUACGAUCUCACUACACAAAUGGAAGAUGGGACGCGAAGGACUGUGCAAGAAAUGUUGACUGGGAAAGCGGCCUCCUCCUAUACUUGA
Messenger RNA from Lingula anatina, 3870 nucleotides. RefSeq names its product aminopeptidase O-like. Gene Ontology annotation, molecular function: metalloaminopeptidase activity; zinc ion binding. Gene Ontology annotation, biological process: proteolysis. Gene Ontology annotation, cellular component: nucleolus. The record is from RefSeq and is a predicted model, not a curated record. Lineage: Eukaryota; Metazoa; Brachiopoda; Lingulata; Lingulida; Lingulidae.